AUGAUUUCGCUUUCAUUAGUGGUCAGUAGUUUUACCAAGGGAAAAAGAGUAGUUUACCAAGCCAGGAGCAGGCCUAAAAGAUACUCAAAAGAUAAGCCUUUGGAAUCCAUCAGUCCAGAGAAUGCAGCGUUUAGUAACUCAAUGCAGGAAUUUGCAGAAUUCUUUAUCCCCAAAAGUUCUGCCAUGUACAAUAAAAUCUUUGACAUUGAAAUCGAGCAAAUAAGAUUUCUUGCUUUCCCGAUAGAAUUCCAACAUUCUGAGAAACAGACCAUGAAGGAGAAGAGACAGCAAAGAUAUGUUAAAAAGAUGGGCAUUGAAAAAGCUAAACAAAAGAAUCUCAAAAAACUGAGAUCUUUAAGCUUGGUACUGGCUCUCUCAAUUCCAGAUUUAUCACAAGAUAAUAUUAAUGACUCUCAAGACGACAAUGACACUGAUAUAAAGCAUUUCAUGAAUAAAUUAAGGAAUUAUACAUGCCAAUUCGAGUAUUUCGAGUACAAUAGCGCUUACCUCCAAAAACAGACCAACAAGAUCCUCUCAAUCAGAGACAACGGAGUUGAGAUGGGUCUUUCUGAAGAAGAAAUUAAUGAGACCAUUUUCAAAGAGAACGAGCUUGCUCGUAAACUUCAUGUAAUGUUCGAAGGAAUUGACCCUAAAAUCUUCCAAGAUCUUGACUUCAGCAACAAAGUGUGUGUCAAGCCAACACAGACUUUACUAUUCCACGACAUUGAAAAGACUCUCUCAACGCUUCCUUCAGAUACAUCUCGGCUAUUAGUAACAGUUAUUACUUGAAUCUCUCCUCUAAAGAGCUUCUCUGAGAUUUGUCUUGAAACAGAACUUAGCAUAGAUGAAGUGCUCAGAUGCGCGAAGCAUCUCCUUUACUGGAACCAAGCUAAACUAAUCUACCCGAUCAGGAUCAACAUCAAGGACAAGGAGGGGGUCAUUCAAGACCUUAGCAACAUCUACAGAGUCAGUGACAAAGCAGUUACCAGUAACGAUUCAAUUAUCAAAUUUGACCAAUUCCUGAAAUCAAACAAAAUCAGGAAGACUUAUUCUCUCCAAGAAUAUCUCUGAAUCUUCUCCAUGACUCAGAGGGAGAAGGACAAAAUUGAGAAGGAAUUUUCAGACCAACAAGAGCUUGACAUGACUAUUGCUUACCUUCUCAGAAAUGACAUGAUCUGUGAAAACUUUUACUGUUAUUACCUGAUUUUGCCCCUAAAAAGCGAAAAAGAUUCAACAAUUUAUACUCCAAAGAGGAAAAUCUCAAAGAGCACUACACGCAAAAAGAUUAGGAAAACCACCAUUGAUAGUUCGAUAAACUAUAUGAAAUCCUUAAAAGAGAAGAAACGAAGCAAUUCUCCUAGUCCUAAUAGUCAGGAGCUUGAAUGAAUAGAAGAUUAUGGAUCCGAUGAAAUGGACUCUGAAAUUUACAAAGAAACCCAACUGAAAGAGGAGAUAUGCUUUGAAGAUUACAUUCAAUUUAGAGAACCAAGAAAGCACAGAAGAGAUUUGCUUAUUUUCAUGGCUCCUCUUCUUAGAAAAGGAGCAUAUACUCUCCAGGAAAUUUCCAGUAUUGUAGACAAGCCUUCGAAAAGACUCAAAGAGUUUCUUGACGAAUACAGUGAUUGAAUAUGUAGCAUUCUCCAUGAAUAAUUUCAAUCCUCUUAA
Moneuplotes crassus is the source of this 1665-nucleotide messenger RNA. NCBI's taxonomy places the organism in Eukaryota, Ciliophora, Spirotrichea, Euplotida, Euplotidae. The record is from the annotation of a GenBank genome assembly.